This is a messenger RNA of Colletotrichum graminicola M1.001, 4284 nucleotides long. Its product is annotated as ABC transporter. The transcript has 18 exons. Gene Ontology annotation, molecular function: ATP hydrolysis activity; ATP binding; ABC-type transporter activity. Bases 1 to 4284 code for a protein of 1427 amino acids. The record is from RefSeq and is a predicted model, not a curated record. Gene Ontology annotation, biological process: transmembrane transport. Lineage: Eukaryota; Fungi; Ascomycota; Sordariomycetes; Glomerellales; Glomerellaceae. Gene Ontology annotation, cellular component: membrane.
AUGCAUCUCCCAAUCGCACUGUUCUCCCUCUUCGCCGCUUCUUCUUCGAUUUUGUUCCUGAUAUUGCUCCCUCAUCGCAUAUGGACACUGCGUAAAGAGACAGUGAAAACUGUUUCGGGACAGCACCGCUCCUAUGCCAAGCAGCUUCUCGCUGUUCUUCUGGUAGCUGCUCAACUCACUAUUGUGAUUGAGACACUAUCUAACCCUUCUCGUCCUCUUAUUACGGCUCUGUCUGUCACUCUGUCGUUCAUUGCAUACGUGGCCCUCUUUCCAUUGCUUCUAUUGGAGCAUGCUCGUUCUACCCGCCCUUCAGACCUUGCAGUCAUCUACCUACUUGCUUCUCUGGUAUACGAUGCUGCCGUGCUUGGUGAACAGGCCUCCAAAAAUGGAAUCAUGUCUCUGACACGGGCAGAAUUCCUUCCAACAGCGAUAAGUUUGUUUGUGAAGUUAUGCCUACUGAUUACUGAGAGCCGAGGCAAGGGGAAGAUCCUGCAGGUGUCAGGGACCAAAUCAUCUCCAGAGCAACUGGCAGGUGUCUUGAGCCGGACCUUCUUUUGGUGGAUCAACCCGAUCCUAGCCCGAGGGCAUACUGAUAUCUUGGAUGAGGACAGCCUGCCAUUGCUAGAUAGCAAGCUUGGGUCGCGUAUGCUUCGGCGACAGGCUUUGAGAGCCUGGGAUCAAAGAUCAAUGCCGGAGACCAAAUUGACUCUUCCGAGGGUUCUGGUUGCGAGCCUCCUCUCUCCUUUCCUUGCACCCAUUGUUCCUCGUCUCUUCCUUAUUGUCUUUCGGUAUGCUCAACCAGUCCUCAUCAGCACUGUUGUGCGCUAUUUAAGCACCGCGGUCGACGAAGUCUCUCCAGAAUCAGGCUAUGCCUUGAUUAUAAUGGCUGUUGUUGUCUAUGUUGGCCUAGCGAUCUCUAAAGCCGUUUAUAACCACCGUCUCAACCGACUGCAGACUAUGGUCCGAGGUGCAGUGGUUGGCCUCAUCAACCGGAAGUCGCUAGACCAGCAGUCUAGUGGUUACAGCGACGCAAAAGCCGUGACAUUGAUGAGCACAGAUGCCAACGGCAUUUGCCAGAGUGCCAGGUUCUUCCAUGAGACAUGGGCCCAGGUGAUCGAAGUGAUAGUGGGUAUCACGAUGCUAGGUAAAGAGGUGGGCUGGCUUUGUCCGGUUCCUCUUGUCAUUAUAUUCUUUUGUUCCAGGAUGAGUCGCUACGUGGCUAAGAACCUCCAGAGCAAGCAAAAGGGUUGGAACGAGUCUACCCAAAAGCGCCUUGCCAUGACGAGCUCAAUGCUUAGCUCUAUGAAAGGCUUGAAAAUGCUGGGUGUCACGGCCUACACUGAAUCCAUAAUUAACUCCCUGAGGCUCCAGGAGCUUGAUAUGAGCAGCAGGGUUAGGUGGAUGAUGGUUGCUUACAAUGCCAGUGCGAAUGCACUGGGGAUAUUUACCCCUAUCAUCACCUUUGUGCUCUUUGUCCUGAUUGCCCGAAUCAACGGGUCUGCAUUGGACACGGAGACUGCAUUCACAACAACGGCACUGCUGGGAUUGGUGACCCAUCCCGCUAACAUGAUAAUGUCCAUCGUGCCACAAGCAAUUGGUUCACUAGCUGCUUUUGAGAGGAUCCAGCUAUACCUCUUGCAGCCGCCUCGACACGACCACAGACAAGAUCUUGAGGAGGUUGAUGGUGGUUCCACCUGCAUGUCUGCAGCGGUCACUAUAGAUAACGUGGAUAUCCAGCCAGGUCCAAAAGCCCCUCCGAUUCUCACUAAAGUCAGCAUUGUAGUGAAACGGGCAUCAGUGAUCGUUUGCUUGGGGCCAACAGGGAGCGGUAAAACAACACUUGCUAAAGCUAUCCUAGGUGAGAUAGCACCAGUACGUGGAAGCAUAUCCGUCACUUCAAAAAGAAUAGGCUAUUGCGAUCAGUUCCCUUGGCUACCUAGCGGAACUCUCAAGUCAGCCAUAUGUGGGUACUCAUCCUAUGAGCCGAGUUGGUAUGAGGAGGUCGUUCGUCUCUGCUGUCUCGAAGAGGAUAUCUCAUUACUUCCCGACGGACAUGAGACCAUGAUAGGAAGCAGAGGUCUGAAUAUCUCGGGGGGGCAACGACAACGUGUGGCUCUUGCACGUGCUAUAUAUGCGCGUUGUGAUAUCAUGAUUUUCGACGAUGCUUUCAGUGCUCUUGAUGGUAAAACAGAAAGCCGUAUUGUUUGGAACCUUCUGGGGCCUGAUGGUCUCUGCCGAACGAUGGAAACUGCUGUGCUUGUUAUAAGCAACUCAGCUUCCUUUUUUCAUUUGGCCGAUGAACUUGUUGUCCUUGGAGAUAACACAGUCAAAUACCGAGGGACAUUAGACAAUCUGCCACAAAGCCCAGAGCAAAUCCUCAAAGUCAAUACCGACGCGGCAAUGAAUGAUGGCAAGAACAAGGAAAUCCACGCAGAUAAAACUCUACAGAACCAGGAACUAAGGGUAGCUGAUGCUAUUUCUGACCUGAGUCGGGCAACAGGGGAUAUUUCCCUCUACAGUUACUACAUUAAAGCUGUUGGGUUCCGAAAAUUUCUUACACUCUUAGCGUGCACAUCGUGCUAUUCAUUCUUUGUCACAUUUCCACAGUAUUGGUUGCAAAAGUGGACCGAAGCGCCUCCUUCUCAGACAAACUUCUAUGUAGGAGGCUAUUUGAUUGCAUCUCUGUUGGCGUGGGUUUCUACCAAUGGCUCUAUGUGGUCGACACAUAUCCUUAUUGCACCCAGGUCAGGAGCUGAAUUGCACCGCCGUCUGAUUUCAACUGUUACAGGGGCGUCACUUGGCUUCUUUUCCACGACUAAUACAGGAGUUAUACUUAAUCGAUUCAGCCAAGAUCUAGAACUAAUUGAUAGGCAACUGCCACCAGCUAUCUUAGCCCUUUCUAAUCAGGUCUCCAAGCUUAUUGUACAAACUACUCUGCUUUUCAGUGCGCAGAAAUUCAUGUCCCUUACACUUCCCUUUUGUCUGGCGAUUGUCUAUUUGAUCCAGCGGGUAUAUCUACGCACAUCCCGACAACUUCGACUCCUUGAUCUGGAGGCGCAAUCUGCAGUUUAUUCAAGCUUCCUGGAAUCGGAUGAAGGAAUAAUAACAAUCCGCGCCUUUUCCUGGCAAAACAAGAUUGAAGAUAUGAACAUCAGCUCCUUGGAUAAGUCCCAGCAGCCAGCCUAUACUCUCCUCUGUCUACAACAGUGGCUUGGACUAGUACUCGACCUUCUAGUUGCAGCCAUUGCGACGAUCUUAAUCGUCCUUGCUCUAAUGUUAAGGGGGUCGACAACAGCCGGGCAGAUUGGAAUGGCUAUGAAUCUGGUCCUGUUCGCAAACACAACUCUCCUGGGUCUUGUGACCUCCUGGACUAACAUGGAAAUCUCCCUUGGCGCCAUUUCCCGACUCAAGGACUUAGAAGCGAAGACUCCCAGAGAGGACAAGCCAUGCGAAUCUUACAGUCCAGUAGAUGCAUGGCCUUCCUCUGGCAUUGUGGAAUGCGAUGAUAUCUCGGUGGCAUACAAACCAGGGAUUUUAGCCCUCAAAAACGUCACCAUCAAGGUCUCGUCAGGACAGAAGCUCGUGGUCUGCGGUCGUACUGGCAGCGGCAAAAGUACUCUGUUAUUGACGCUCUUGCGCCUUUUGGAUACUACUUCUGGCAGAAUUAAGGUGGAUGGACUUGAUAUAAGCCUGAUCCCUCGCUCUUUGAUCAGGGAGCGAUGCUUCAUCACAAUUCCGCAGGACCCAUUCGUUUUUGGGCAAGCCACUCUUCGGUUUAAUCUUGAUUUAGCUGCUUCCCUUCCGGACGAAGAUAUUGCUGCCGCUUUGCAGAGAGCUGGCCUGUGGUCCCAUUUCACUUAUGGUAGGCCAAAUCUAUCACCCACAGAAACGAAAUCUAUACUGGACAAGACGAUGGCGGACCUACCGGGUAUGUCCGCCGGCCAGAUGCAGCUCUUCGCUUUGGCACGCGCACUUGUAAGACUGCAGGUUCUGAACCCUCGACAAAGUCCUUCGGAUGCGGCUUUAAGCCGUCCCCAUCGCAUGCCGGUUCUUCUUCUUGAUGAAGCUACAUCAUCUCUUGAUCCAGAGACAGAGGCCGUGAUGCAAAAGGUAUUACACCAGGAUUUUACCAAGCGGGGUCACACUGUUAUUGCCAUUACACACAGGUUAAGUGGAGUAACGAAAAACAUGCAUCCAGAUCAAGACAUGGUUGCUAUACUGUCAGAAGGAAGAUUGAAGAUGGUUGGCAGAGCGCAGGAGUUCAUAGGCGAUAUAAGUAUAUAA